AAGAGGAGGAGGAAGGCAUGGAGGGAGGGGGAUAGAGAGAGGAAAGAGAGGGAGAGGAGAGAGGGUGUCCCGUCUGCACUGAGCCUCAGACAGACAGUAGGGAACAGCUGCAGCACGCGCUUCGCCUAGGAUUUCACUGCACUGCAAUUUCAAAUAUCAGCCGUUUUCCUCCACGAAGUCCACGUCGCGCAGCUCGACCGAGCAAAGCCCCCCGUCCCCUCCCAGCACUAACCAGUAGAGAAAAUGGUCGACCGCGAGCAGCUGGUGCAGAAAGCCAGGCUGGCCGAGCAGGCAGAGAGAUAUGAUGAUAUGGCAGCAGCCAUGAAGUCGGUGACGGAGUUGAAUGAGGCUCUGUCCAAUGAAGAGAGGAACCUGCUGUCCGUGGCUUACAAGAACGUGGUGGGAGCCCGCCGCUCCUCCUGGAGGGUGAUCUCCAGCAUAGAGCAGAAAACCUCCGCUGAUGGCAACGAGAAAAAGAUCGAGAUGGUGCGGGCCUACCGGGAGAAGAUUGAGAAAGAGCUGGAGGCCGUGUGCCAGGACGUGCUCAACCUCCUGGACAACUUCCUGAUCAAGAACUGCAGCGACACGCAGCACGAGAGCAAAGUGUUCUACCUGAAGAUGAAGGGCGACUACUACCGGUACCUGGCCGAGGUGGCCACCGGCGAGAAGAGGGCCACGGUGGUGGAGUCCUCAGAGAAGGCCUACAACGAGGCCCACGAGAUCAGCAAGGAGCACAUGCAGCCCACUCACCCCAUUCGCCUGGGCCUGGCUCUCAACUACUCUGUGUUUUACUACGAGAUCCAGAACGCCCCGGAACAGGCCUGCCAUCUGGCCAAGACCGCCUUCGACGACGCCAUCGCCGAGCUGGACACCCUCAACGAGGACUCCUACAAAGACUCCACUCUCAUCAUGCAGCUGCUCCGAGACAACUUGACACUGUGGACAAGUGACCAGCAGGACGACGAGGGCGGGGAGGGCAACAACUAAAGGGAAGCCUCACCUCGAAAAUCAAAAAGUCAAAAAAAUUACGAAGGGCCGGUGGACUUUGGCAGCCGCUUUUGCCGAUGAAACUACCGCAGCAGCAGUUCUUUAUUUUUCCAUGUGUUAAAAGAAAAGAAUCAAAAAGAGAGGUGAGCGUGGGAGGUUAAAAUCUUAGUUCAAAUAUAUAUAGAAAUAUAUAUGACAGUUGAGAGGUGGGGCCUCCGUCUUCUUGGUUUUCUCUUUGACAUUUGCCAAAAACCACUGAUACGUCAGCCAGUCAGCCUGCAGUGGUUGUUGUUGGAUUGAAAUGGCAGCCUCACACUGGCAUAGGAACUGAUCUUGUUCUGUCGAGAUAAGCUGCUUACUUAGAUUUUACGUGAUAGAGAUGCAUUUGAGUCACUUGAGAGAGAAAAUGCUUGAAUGGGGAAUUAAAAAAAAAAAGAAAAAGGUCUCAGUAAAAAAAAUAAUAAACUAGGCUGCAUUGGUUCCAGUUGUAGAUGUAAGGGCCCUGAAAGCUGUUAAUGUAACUCUGACAAGUAGAAAAAUCAGCAAAAAUCCCCGAAAUUUUUACGUGAUUAUUUCAUUUAGAAAAUUUGGUCAAAAUGAGCUCGCUUACUGCUAAUUUAAAUGCUUUUGGCAUCUUACAGAUAAGUCUGUUGUGUUAUUGGAGCCACUGAUUCUUUGUGGAGGUGAGGGUUACUAAAAGGUAGAGAAUUAACGAAAUGAAUUACAAAAAUGGAAAAAAAAAGACAAAAAAACAGAUAAAAGCAGCUUCAGAGUUUGUGGUUUACUUCUGUGUUCGUUUUAUUAAAUGCACAUGCCUACUAUACUGUUUCUUCAGUGUAAGAUGACAACAAUAAUAUUGCUUAUUCAAUAUUGUGCAUGCUGGUGAUGUAUUUAUAUACAGUAGCUUGACUUUAUUAACUUAUACUGUGGGUGUUAAGUAUUCAUAUGAUUGAGAACAAAACAGGCUUUGUCUAAUGUUGAUAUUUUUUAAUUUCUAAUUUAUUUUGAUUUUAUUUUUUUAUUUUUGAUUUGCUAUACCAAAAUGGUGAUCGUAAAAAUUGACCUGUAACGGGCGUUGCUUUAGUGACAUGCAAUAUGUGUAUUUAAUUUGUUAAUGAAAGAAAAAAAAAAGGAUAAUUUACAAAAAAAAAAGAGAGAAAAAAAAAUAACCCACCAGUGCUUACUUAAUCUUACCAGCUGGUGUUUUUUUUUUCACUUUGAAGAAUGAUUAUGACAUAUUUUGUUCUUUGAACAGUAUUUACGUACUUUUUUUUCUGUCAUGCUAUCCAGUUUGAAAUGACAAUGGUGACGUUUCCAGGCUCAAUGUUUCUAUUAUGAAUCCGCCUACAUGGACCAUAUUUUGUUUCUGACGGUAUACGUUUGAUUUUUUUUUUUCUCUAUUUGUUUUUAUAACUUUUAGCUGUAUUCCUGAGUGACAAAAAUAUCUUGAAUGUGAGUCAUUAUGUAGCAGUUGCACAAGAACCGGAAUAAUAGCUAUGAUAAUAAAAAAAGAAUAUGACUACAUUAUACAUGCACCAUUUCCUCGGUGGUCCAGUGUAUUGUUGUGUUGUCACCCGUGAGCACACUUUGCGUUUACGAGGAAGCCCUUCAUUCGUAGCUCGUUUUAUUGUUUCGUGUGCUUUAUUUUCCGUGCCUGUAUCGUUUCUACAUGCCUCAUUUGCGAGUAAAUCUCUAGCAUAAAAAAAAAAAGAAGACAAAAACAAAAGGGAAUCUAUUACAGUAUUUUGGACAUCCUGCAAGCAUGUUAUAUAUAUGCACAUUAAACACUAAUG
Molecule: messenger RNA, 2780 nt
Organism: Gambusia affinis (western mosquitofish)
Lineage: Eukaryota; Metazoa; Chordata; Actinopteri; Cyprinodontiformes; Poeciliidae
Gene: ywhag2
Product: 3-monooxygenase/tryptophan 5-monooxygenase activation protein, gamma polypeptide 2
Exons: 2
Coding region: 244-987 (247 amino acids)
Biological process (GO): signal transduction
Cellular component (GO): cytoplasm
Molecular function (GO): protein kinase C binding
Source: RefSeq, a predicted model, not a curated record